Molecule: messenger RNA, 4574 nt
Organism: Gigantopelta aegis
Lineage: Eukaryota; Metazoa; Mollusca; Gastropoda; Neomphalida; Peltospiridae
Product: proline dehydrogenase 1, mitochondrial-like
Exons: 9
Coding region: 1-1125 (374 amino acids)
Cellular component (GO): mitochondrion
Molecular function (GO): FAD binding; calcium ion binding; proline dehydrogenase activity
Source: RefSeq, a predicted model, not a curated record
AUGUCUCCGACUAAUAAGCUUCAGAUGUCAGAAGUGCUUGUCUCCUUGAGAAAUUUCUUUGAGGUGUUUGCUGGGGCUGAUGAUAACAUUUUUCUGAGAAGAUUUCGAGAAAAAGAAUUUCGGAAGAAGCUGAAAAAUCUGGGUGUGCCUAUAAGUCGAGAUGAAUCAAAGAAAUGGUUUUCUUUACUGGACAUCAGUCAAGAUGGUGAGGUGGAUUUACUUGACUGGGACAAUCUGCUUGAAGUUAACAUGAGUUUGUGUAAGCUGUUCACUGUACCCAACAUAAAGACAGGAGAACUGGAGCCUCUGGUUGUGACUCUGACGCAGAACGAAGAAGAUCAGAUGAAAAACAUGCUGAGGAGGGUGAACAAAGUCGUCAAGUAUGCUGCGGAGAAGGAGGUGCGUGUGAUGAUUGACGCGGAACAGACAUACUUCCAGCCUGCGAUCAGUCGCUUCACCAUGGAGAUGAUGAGGAAGUUCAACAAGGACGGAGCUGUGGUCUUUAACACUUACCAGUGCUAUCUGAAGCAAGCCUAUAACAACAUGAUCGUGGACAUGGAUCUUGCAAAACGAGAGAAUUUUUACUUUGGUGCAAAGCUGGUGAGAGGGGCAUACAUGGAACAGGAGCGAGACAGGGCUGUCACUCUAGGGUACGAAGACCCCAUCAACCCAUCGUAUGAUGAGACCACAAAGAUGUAUAACCGGGUUCUUGAGGAGGUCAUGACACAGAUCAAUUGUCGGGACCGCGGGAAGAUCGCUGUCAUGGUCGCCAGUCAUAACGAGGAUACGGUCCGAUACACCGUAGAAAUGAUGAAGCAGCAUGGGAUUCGACCAGAAGAUCGUCUUAUUUGUUUUGGUCAGUUGCUGGGGAUGUGUGAUCAGAUUAGCUUUCCACUCGGUCAAGCUGGUUACUCUGUGUACAAGUACGUCCCAUUCGGCCCCGUGGAGAAGGUUUUGCCGUACUUGUCGCGGAGAGCGAUGGAGAAUCGCGGAGUGCUCAAGAAAGUCAAGAAGGAGAAGUACCUGCUGUGGGAAGAACUCAAAAGACGGGUCAAAGCGGGACAGCUCUUCUACGACCCCCAAGAACACGUCCCACCACAUGCUGGUGUUAAAAUGUCUUCGUAAUACGCAGUGAGAUGAAAAUGAGAUGCCUGGAGGCAGUAUGGUGUUUCUGAGGAAAGUCCUCAUUAUACUGGUACAUGUCAUUUGCUCAGCUGGACAUUUUGAUCUCAGUGGGUUGUUGAGAGGUGCCAUCCUGAAAUUGGUUAUUAAGUCGUUUAUUUUCAGACCUGUCUAUCGAUACAACUAUUGUUUGUUUUGUACAUGAUUACAAGUCUGGGUAUAUUUCAAUAGGCAAAGUAAAAAACCACCUGACAUGAUCAUUGGUUUAAAUAGGAUUUUAUAUUGAGGGCACCCUCAAUGGGGGUAGGCAGGUCUGAUUUUAUCACAUGUAAUUUGUUUCAAAUAAGACAGAUGACAUUUUCUGGUUUUCACAUGAAUUCAGGCCAUAACCCUAGCUAGAAGCCUAGAAUACAAAAUCAUCAAAAUCAAGGUACAUGGGCUUUCAUCUGACAUGACAGAAUGUAAACUUAAAAUGCAAAAUCAAGGACUGGAAUAUUUUUAUGAAUUUUAUUGAAAAGACUUGUUUGUAUUCACAGUGUGAAAUUAACAGUAAUUUAUGGCUCAAUUCUUUUAGAAUUAACCAUUCUGAUUCAAAAUGUGUGUAAUCUUAACCUUUAUGUAAAGUACCCUGGACUGUGGUGCAGCCACAUGAUAAAUGUAUACAAUCUUUAAAAGAAAAUUGCUACAUGACAUUUUCAUGAUCUCAGAAAGAUAAAUCAAAUUAAUAUAUGAGCCUCUUAACAACCAGUUAGUUUUAAUAAAGAAUAUUAUGUCGUACAAGCUUUCUCAUAUUGCACCAUGACAUUUGUUUUACCUUUCAUGACCAUAAGAGAAGACUGCUUGAUUUUUGUCAACAGUUAUUAUUAAUCACAAAUAUUGUGUUUGAUUCUUUUGGCUGUUUGCAGUUUGACAUUUUGAGAGGUGAGAUGAACUUCAUGUAUAAUUUGUAGAACUAUAUAAUAUUUGUAGGUGUGUGAUAAAUGGAUAUAGGUUGGAUCUAAUUGAUGUUGGAUGUAAUCUAAAUUAGUAAUGAGCCGAGUGCAGGGUUGUAUUAUUUAUUGUUAUUAGGGAUCCAAGCCAUGUGUGCGGGUUAGCCCUAUUGUAAUCAUUAGAAUUAUUAUUUAUUUAUUUAUCUGUAGGUGUAUAUAGGCCAUAAUCACAUGUACAAAUAAUGACGACAGUUUGGUGCCGGUGACAGAUUGACAUGUCCAAACCAUAACACAUAUGUAGGACACUAUCUUGUGAGCCAUUAUUAAAUGUGCAUAUAUUCGCCAAAUACAUUAAAAUGUGAAUACUGUGUAGGGUAUGUGGUUAAGGUCUGUACCAAAUAAGAUAACAUGAGGGGUGUGUGGUAGUUAAAAAACCUUUUAUCCACCAAAUUUGUUUUUAGAAUCAAACAGUAUGUGUUUCUGUGGAGGUUUUUAAUAAAAUUUUCCAGCUUACUAUUAUGUAUCAAAAUGUUACUGACAUCUUCUCAUGAAGAGCGGCACAAGGAUAGGCUUUAGGAGGUAGUUGCUAGUAUAGGUAGAUGGAGAAUCAUGCCUCUCUCAUUGCCAAGGGCAAUAGGAAUCAGUACCCAUAUUUAUAAAACUAAAACUCAAAUCUUUAGUGGUGUCACAUACAUGCAGUUUGUAUGUAAUUGCUAAUAGGUUAAUUUUUCAAGACUUAUUAAAGUCUUUAGUCUAGACAUGGCUUUAUAAGAACAGGACCCAUACAUCUACUGUUAUUUAUAGAUUAAUUAACGUGAACACAUUCAUUUCACAUCUUACACUGAAGUAGUUUUUCAAUUAACAUACAAAUGAGAUUAUGUCUCAGCGAGUGAAAACAGUCUGCAUAAAAACUGAAGUUUAUAAUUUUAGCACAAAUGUCUACAGUGGGAGAUGGUGAGGGAUGGGUAAAGCAGUGACACAAAAUUGUAAGAGUACAGCAAGUUUGACAUAAAUAAAUCAAAGUAGGAUAGUUUUGUUGCACCUUUAAAGGAUAUUUAUAUUUACAAAAUAGACUUAACUGCAGCAUUUGGCACACAAAAAAUCACUAGCCAUCGGGCAUGGCAAUAGUAGUUAUUUACUAGCCCAACAUUGAAUAUCACUAGCCAUGGCAGUGGGGCUUCCAUAAUCUAGAAGCCCUGGUCAGUAACAUGGUUAACAUCCUGACACUAUGUAUGAUGGUUAUCAUUUCAGUCUCCAUCCUCAGUUACCAUUUGUGCAGGGUUCAAAAUAGGAAGUAAAAUAUGGUCCUGCUGUCAGUUUUUAAAAGUAGGAGGUCAAAAGAAAUAUGACCUGCUUAAGAAAAUAUAUGUCCUGCUACAAAUAAGACAAUAUGAGGCGAGGAGAGGGUUUGGGACAUGGUGUGGAAAAUGAGGAACUGUGUGAUAUACUUUAUUGCAUUAUGAAAUUAAAAUAUAACAGAGUUAUGAGAUAAAAAACCAGAUGAGAUAAGCAUACAUUCUCUUGGAAAAAUAGACUGCUUUUUAGCAGGCUGCUAUUUGGAGCCCUAUAGUGUGAUCCUUUAUUGCUUUCUGACAGUAUAUAAGUUAACCUACAAUACAUGCCAAGAUAAAUUUAUUCAUUGAUAACAGUGUACCUGAUCUCAUUGGCAUUAUGGUGUUACAGAUCCUCAUUGUCUGUUGAUUUGCAAGUUACUCGUUAUUUUUAUAAUGUUAAUAAUAUUGAUUUGCUGUUACUACAUAUUUAAAGAGAAAUUUGUCAAUAUCGGUUACACAAUAUUUUUACACUGUGCUCUUUUGCUUGCCGUCUUUCAUCUUUAAGACCACAGUAUAUAUGUAUAUUUUGGUGUGGUACGUUAUUUUAAUGUAAAGAUUGCAGUACCCGGUGGCUGGGGAAAAAUUGUGGUCAUAAGGAAGCAAAUGAGAAGCACUCAAAAAUAUAUAUUUACUAUGCAAGAAUUGUUUAAAUUGUAGCUUUGUCCAUACCGGUAUAAAUUGUAUUUUUGUCCAUACUGGUAUAAACUAUUAUUGUUAUAAUGAUAAUAAAGUAUAGACUUAAUGGAAAACUAUUACAUUGAAAAAUAUACAAUUAUUUAUAUUAUGUUAUGGAGAAAAUCUAUUGUUUUGUGGUCUGUUGGAAUGUGGAGGAUGUCAGAGCUGAUGCCGUCAGGAGCUGCAUUAAUGAUUGGCUAAUUGUUACAAAAAGUGGCCAAUAAAAUCUGCAUGUGAUUAACAUUUUAACUAAGCCUAUUUCAAUUUUAAGAUGUGAAGAAAUGUGUAGGCUUUUAUAUUUUAGUUUGUUAAUACAUAACAUUAGGUGGAAAAGAAAUGUUAAUAUAAUUAUAUAUACUCUGUAAAUUGCUUCUUAAAUUAAUUUGGCUACAACAGUUGGUACAUGAACAUAUUUAUUAGUAUUAUAUGCACAUACCGUAAUGUUAUUAGAAGAUAUUUAUUUAUUAUUUUAGCAGUUUAUUGAACAAAUCAAAAGGCAGCUGUAUAUAUAUAU